AUGGGAGCGCGGGGGGCGGAGACAGCGGUGCCACCGGCACCCGGGAACGGACCGGGACCACCGGGAUCCCCGGAGGGUCUGGGCCCGCCCCAGCCCCCGGUGCACCCGGAGGGACCGGGACCACCGGGACCGCCCCAGCCUUGGGCACAGCGGUGCCCCGCGCACCACCGGAGCCCCCGGGCCCCCCGGAUCCGCCGGUACCCCCGGGACCCAGCAGGGCCCCCAGACCAGCCAGGACACAGGAAUCGACCUUGGGACCCCCGCCGGGCUGGGCCGGGACCCCCGAGCCGCGGCAGCAGGUGUCCCCAUGGUGUCCCCAUGCUGCUCCUGGGCCUGCAGAGCCCCCGCCUGUCCUUCCCCGGGGGUCUCCUGGUGGGCUUCAUCAGCACCUUCCUCCUCCUCCGCGGCCUCCUGCUGCCCCCGCCGGUGCCCGCCCCCAGCCGGGACCCCCGGGUGCCCCAUGGCCCCCCCGGGACCCCCCCGUACCCCGCGCUCUACGGCGCGGCCCCGUCGGACGCUGCAGGCGAGGACGCGGCGGUGGCGCGGGCGCUGUUCCGGCGGGUGCGGGUGCUGUGCUGGGUGCUGACAGCGCCCCAAACCCUGGAGAGCCGGGCCCGCCACGUGCGGGACACCUGGGCGCGACACUGCAACGUGGCGCUGUUCGUCAGCUCCGAGCCCGCCCCGACCUUCCCCGCGCUGGGGCUGGGGGUGCCCGAGGGCCGGGGGCAGCUCUACCGCAAAACCGCCCGGGCGCUGCUCUUCGUGCACCGGCACCUCCGCGCCAGCGCCGAGUGGUUCCUCAAGGCCGACGACGACACCUUCGUGCUGCUGGACAACCUGCGCUGGCUGCUGGCGCCGCUCCCGCCGCAGCGGCCGCUCUACCUCGGCAAACGCUUCCGUCCCUUCGCCCGCCAGGGCUACAUGAGCGGCGGGGCCGGUUACGUGCUCAGCCGGGGCGCUCUGAGCCGCCUGGCCCCCGCCCUGGCCCGCGGCUCCUGCGGGCGCGGCGGCCCCGAGGAGGACGUGGCGCUGGGACGGUGCCUGGAGCGGCUCGGCGUGCCCGCGGGGGACUCGCGGGACACGCGGGGACGGGAAACCUUCCACCCCUUCCCGCCCGAGAUCCACCUCACGCACCGCUUCGCCCGCGGCUUCUGGUACCCGCGCUACAGCUGGUACCCCGUGGUGGAGGGCCCGCAGUGCUGCUCGGACCUGGCCGUGUCCUUCCACUACGUGUCCGGGGAGGAGAUGUACGAGCUGGAGUACCUGAGCCAGCGGCUGCGGCCCUACGGCUACAGAGCCCGCUACCGCCCCCCGCUGAGCCCUCCCGGGACCCCCAACCGGCUGCAGCCGGGCGGGGUUGGCCCCACCCAGUCCCACCGGCCACGCCCACACACGACCACGCCCCACGAGGCACCGCCCACCCACCAGGCACCGCCCACGCGCUCGCAAUCUUAG
Melospiza melodia melodia is the source of this 1455-nucleotide messenger RNA. Its product is annotated as glycoprotein-N-acetylgalactosamine 3-beta-galactosyltransferase 1-like. The transcript is spliced from 6 exons. Bases 1 to 1455 code for a protein of 484 amino acids. Gene Ontology annotation, molecular function: N-acetylgalactosaminide beta-1,3-galactosyltransferase activity. Gene Ontology annotation, cellular component: membrane. Lineage: Eukaryota; Metazoa; Chordata; Aves; Passeriformes; Passerellidae. The record is from RefSeq and is a predicted model, not a curated record.